AUGGCCUCCUCCAAAAAAACGUCGGCUGGGGCUGGGCGGUCCAAACCAGUCAAAGGACGACCCCCGUCCACUUCCACCCUCGCACAUCUUUCCCAGUCCAAUUCCCCCUCAAUUCUGUCUGCCUUUUCCCCAGAUGCCACUCUUUUUGCCUUUGUUGUACUUGCCAUUGACAGACACCGUCUGCGCGUUUAUGACUCUGCCUCUGGACGCGCCGUAUCCGAGUACACCGUUGAUUCAGCUCGUGUUUCCUCACUUAAAUGGGCCACUUUGACCUCCGACUCUCCUGGUCCGGAACAGAAUUCCCCAAGCAAGAAACGGAAGAAGACAUCCGUACCCACCGCUGCCGAAAAAGACUCGAGUUCACGGACUGAGGUCGUUGCCCUAGGGUUGUCAGAUGGAAUUGUCAUAUUUUUCUCUCCUUCGCAUUCGCAAGUCCUGCGGACUUUGACUCAUCCUAAAAGCACCUCAGCCGUCUUGUCCCUCGCAUUCGACCCGUCAAAUGGCUCUGCUCUUUGGACCUCAAGCGCCGAUGGCUCCAUAUGUCUUUGGGAUGUACAAAAUAAGACAGUUUUACGGUCUUGGAAAAACGACGACCAUAUUCCAUGCACUUCUUUGUCAGUUUGUCCAACUCUAGAGGGCCACAGUACAAGUCUUCUUGCCGCUCAUCACAGCAUUCGCCUUUUUAAAGAUAUUGCAAACGACAAUUCGCUCAGUAAACCCAUGCAAGUUGCUGGUUUUACAGGCCAUGCAACUUCUAUUCAGUUGUUGCUCUGGUUUAAUGAGUCCGAAAAACCUACUAAAUUCUUUUCGAUGGCCGAAGGUGAUCGAUUUGUCUAUUGCUGGGAUGUGGAGGGCGCGUCUUUGAGCGAGAAACCUGUGGCAGCUAUAUCUCUCGAUGCCGACGUCCGUACCUUUGCUCUCGCCACACCAGUAAAUUCACAACAGUGUCUCAUCGCGCUCUCUACUUCCGGUAAAUUGUCUUUUGUUCCCAUCCCGUCUAAAUUCCCUUCCUCAACCGACAAAUCCAAUACGAUUGCUACAAUUUUACCACGGUCUACGGUAUCUUCAACAUCCAAAUUCCGAGCUCAGGAUCCACAAGUGAUUGAUUUAGUUCCACUUCCGACAUCUCCUGGCCUCGUGCGUGUAGUAAGACUUGUGAAAGGAAUCCAGCCAACUUUCGACACAAUCAGUUAUCUAGAUGACAGCGCCAAUUAUAUCCAUAAUCCAAUUCUUCCCGAAAUAAACCAAGAAGAUAUCAGCAUAGAUCCUCAGAGAGCAUUGAACAACCGUUAUGUUGAAUCAAAACAACUGACAGUUGGCUCUGGCCACGACGUCAACCAAGAAGAUGUUGAUGGGUCUUUGGUCGAGCAGGAGUUCGACGGUUUCCUUCAGGUUGAUCUUGCAGAAAUGUCUUUGGGUCAAAGGUUAACUGCAGUGACUGAGACGGAAGCCAACCAUGUUUCAGAAAGUGAAGACGAAUAUGAGCAACAUAUAAAACGUUCAAAGGCUACUAAAAAAGCUCGUAGUGAGGUUGCUGCCAUCCCCACCAAUUCCUUGACGCGUACCCUCAUUCAAGCCCUUCAUUCAUCUGAUUCACGGCUAUUGGAAAUGUGUUUGGGGCACUCUGACCCUGCAUUGAUUUUGAACACCGUUCGACGACUACCUCCUCAGCUGACCAUCCCUUUGAUAACUGCCUGCGUCGAGAGGCUAGGAAGAGGUCCUCGCUCGUCGAAUAUGAAAGGUGGCGGUGGCGGCACAAGCUCUCAACGUGGCUCGGGCCUCCUAACAUGGUUAAGGACUGUGUUGACUGUGCACACUGGACACCUAAUGACAAUACCUGAUCUAGUUGCCCGUCUCUCAGGGCUCCAUGCAACAUUAACCGCUAGAUCGAGUUUGCAUGACAGUUUGCUCUCAUUGAGCGGUCGUUUAGACAUGGUACUCUCUCAAGUUGAAUUGCGAGCAUCAACUACCCCUGCAUCAUUAGCCCCAUUGAAGGCAAACAAAAAGAGACCCGAAGCCACCGUGAGACGAUAUAUCGAAGGUGACACAGAAUCUAGCGACGAACCGGACGACAAGAUGGAUGUAGAAGUUGAGAUGGGGAGUGAAGAUGAAGGAAGCCUUGAAGAUAUUGAGCUAGGGGGUGAUAGUGACGAGGACGAAGAGGAAUAUGAAGAUUUGAGCGAUGGCGAUAGCGGGGGAAAUUUUAUUGAUGACGAGGCAGAGGAAGAAGAUUUUACUGGAGAUGAAGAUGAGGAUGAAAGUGACUAG
This is a messenger RNA of Psilocybe cubensis, 2268 nucleotides long. RefSeq lists its product as uncharacterized. The transcript is spliced from 4 exons. NCBI's taxonomy places the organism in Eukaryota, Fungi, Basidiomycota, Agaricomycetes, Agaricales, Agrocybaceae. Gene Ontology annotation, cellular component: nucleolus. Gene Ontology annotation, biological process: maturation of SSU-rRNA from tricistronic rRNA transcript (SSU-rRNA, 5.8S rRNA, LSU-rRNA). Gene Ontology annotation, molecular function: protein binding. The record is from RefSeq and is a predicted model, not a curated record. Bases 1 to 2268 code for a protein of 755 amino acids.